AUUUGCUCUGCGUAGUCAGUGUGUUAUAUGAUAGGAAGAUGCAUCGUUGGCGUGGAAAAGUAGCGAUCGUGACCGGAGCGAGUGCUGGUAUCGGUGCAGCGAUAGCGAGAGCAUUGCCAAGCCACGAUAUCAAAGUGGUCGGUCUGGCGAGAAAUAUAGAGAAACUGGAAAAACUUGCGGACGAAUUAGGAAGAGAUAAAUUUUUCCCAAUUAAAUGUGACGUUACAAAAGAAGAAGAUAUUUUGAAAGCGUGCAAAUGGGUCGAAAAGGAAUUGGGAGGUGCUGAUAUUUUGAUAAACAAUGCUGGCAUCGCCCAAUUAAAUGCUUUGAUUGACCAAAAAACUGAAGAUUAUCGUAACGUCUUGGAUACUAAUUUAUUGGCACCGGCAAUUUUUUCACGAGAAGUAAUAUUGUCUAUUAAGAAACGAAAUGCACAAGGGCAUAUAAUCAAUAUAUCUAGUAUAUCUGAAUCUCAUCUCGAUGCCAUUCUUAUACCAUUGGGCAUGUAUGGCGCGUCUAAAAGUGGUCUACGUAGUUUAGGCUCGGAACUUCGAAAUGAAAUCAUUCUGAAAGAACUGGAUAUUAAAGUCACGAAUAUUGCACCAGGAACAGUAAUAACGGACAUGUUGACAAAUGCGCUUGGAUCUAAUGUUAAUAUUCCAAGUUCUAUUUUAUUACCUGAAGAUAUCGCGGAUGCAGUAGUUUAUGUAUUAGGAACACCAAUAAGAAUAGAAAUUCCACAAAUCACGAUAAUACCACACAAUGAGUCAUUCAUUCCGAAAUUUGCAUUAGAAAUUCUGUCAAAUAUCUCAAAUAAAUACAAAGAAAAAAUAAUAGAAAAGAUGAAUCGUUGGCGUGGGAAGGUAGCGUUGGUAACUGGGGCUAGUAGUGGUAUCGGUGCUGAAAUAGCCAAGCUUUUGGUGAAGAAUGGCGUUAACGUGGUCGGUAUUGCCAGGAAUAUGGAAAGAUUGGAAAAAAUUGGCGAGGAGAUCGGAAAGGAUAAGUUUUUCCCGAUUAAAUGCGACAUAAUGAAGGAAGAGGAUAUUUUGAACGUAUUCGAAUGGGUCGAAAAGAAAUUUAAGGGCAUUGAUAUUUUAGUAAACAACGCUGCUAUUUUACAUAGCGGUUUUUUCAUUGAUCAGAAAACCGAGGAAUAUCGUAAGAUAUUAGAUACGAAUUUAUUAGCUCCCGCGAUAUUCUCACGAGAAGCUGUAUUGUCUAUGAAAAAACGAGAUACCCAAGGUCACAUAAUCAAUAUUUCUAGCAUUGCCGGAUCUCAUCUCGACGCUAUACUUAUACCACUCGGUUUAUAUGGACCGACUAAAGGCGGUAUGCUCAAUUUAAGCACAGAACUUCGUCACGAAAUCAUUCAGAGUAAAUUGAAUAUCAAAGUCACGACUAUUGCUCCAGGACUUGUGAUGACAAAUAUGAUAAAUGAGUUAAUUAAAGAAAGAGAAAAGCAAAAUAUUUACACACAUUCAUUAGAAGCUAUAGAUAUUGCUGAAGCAGUAAUUUACGUGCUAGAAACACCGGAAAGAGUGGAAGUAAGUGAAAAUAAGAUACAUGAAAUUCUUAUAAAAAUACUUAUCGCAUGUAGAUUAUCAACUAUUAUAAUUUACAAUAUAUUUUUCGAUUUUAUAUAUAUAUAUAGAAAAAAAGAUAUCACACUGUUAUAAUUUUAAAAUAUAUGAU
Molecule: messenger RNA, 1692 nt
Organism: Apis laboriosa (Himalayan honeybee)
Lineage: Eukaryota; Metazoa; Arthropoda; Insecta; Hymenoptera; Apidae
Exons: 11
Coding region: 39-1676 (545 amino acids)
Source: RefSeq, a predicted model, not a curated record